Messenger RNA from Physcomitrium patens, 4961 nucleotides. RefSeq lists its product as uncharacterized. NCBI's taxonomy places the organism in Eukaryota, Viridiplantae, Streptophyta, Bryopsida, Funariales, Funariaceae. The record is from RefSeq and is a predicted model, not a curated record.
CGUUGGGCACUGAAACUGGUAGAAUUUGGAAAUCCGCAUCCAGGUUUUAUGUUCAUGUCCUGCCAUGUGCUGCUCUGGGGAGUUGGAUGUCUAAGAAUGUGUCCGCAUGAACAAGCCUGGACCAGAAAGAGAGUGAGACUUGAGUGAUCCCAGUUCCCUCGCCGAGCGUGUUACACUGUGCAGCCGCAUACUUCGCUGCAGAGUAGAUUUGAGUGAUGGUUGUCACGCGCUAGAUCUGCUUUUCCUGGUUCUUUCCGAAGUUGCCAAGUUGUCGCGAGUAUCGUGUGGGAGAUGGUUAUGAGCUCGUCGAAUUGUCGUACUGCGUAGUGAUUGAUGCCGCUGCUGAGCCGAAUCGGAUUGGCGUUCUGAUUUGGCGUUCUGAUUUGGCGUUCAUGUGUAUCGCUUGAUGAUCUCUCGAGAAGCGACUCUUAGGGUUGCUGAAGCUUUCAAAUUUUUUAUAAAUUCGGAGCUUCUUGUGAGGGAACCGGUCGCUUGUUACCUCAAAAAUCCUUCUGUGAUCUGGUUUUCAUGUCUUGCGCGGUUUCAGUUCUCGAUUUCCUACAAAAAUUUCUGUUUAGCUCCUUCGGUUUUUCGUGACGGGUAGCAGGCGGAGGUCUUGUCGGUUAUGCUUGAGAUCACUUAUGGAAGACCAUUUUCUCUGGGAAGAGCUAGUGAUAGGGGCGUAGAAUCAGUCAAGCGUUGAGGGCGAUGUAAGAAUUGUGUGAACAAGAUUGGUGGAGGCGGCACUGCUUGCAAUUUCUUAAGAUCUUGACGUCCGAUCAGUUGCUCUUCAAAAUUCCUUGCUGUUGCGGAUGUGGGCAAGAUUUUUGGUAUGUCUUCCCGUUUCUGUUGCCAUGCUUAUUCUCUCGGGUCAAUUGCUCAAGCCUGGUAAUCGCAGUCUCCUGCAUCUCUUGAGCACUCUCUUGCGACGACCGGUUUCGAGACCGACAUCUUUCUCGACCACUGAGAUGUCUUCAAAUAUAGCCCUUACGGGUGGUUACAGUUUGACGAGUAAAGCGUGAUGGUUUCUUAUGAUGAAAUGGCUCUUUCAUUUAAUUCACGGAGACGAAUAUUUCAGCACUACAUAUGAUUCCCCUCGCACAAUUGCGUGGACAGCAAAUUUUUCUUGCACUAAGAAGUGAUUUUCGGUACUGGGACUCGCGAUGAGUGAUUACGAGCAAGCCCAUGGGGGCAGAAGCCUUAGGAUGGUAAAGAAAAAGGAUGGCCCUAACUGGCUCAUGAUCGCUGGAGGUGCUAUUGUGAUGGCAGUAAGCGUCUCAUUCGGACGGAGAAAGAUAUUGAAAGAAAGCGAGAAGGCUAAGGAGAGGGCUUCUAAUACUAGUGCCAAGGCUCAAGCAUCAUCGCCGCAUUAUCAGGAUCUUGAUGAAACUGGUUUAGCGCACAUGUACGAGACUGUUCACAAUGGGACAGCAUUCUGGGACAAGUCAGAGUCCGUGGUGGCAUCUCAAUCUGAGUUUGAGGUUGUUAGUUACAAAACAAAGCGUCCUGCACCAAACGAUCCUUCUCCACAAGUCUCCAAGUUUUGCCGGCAGCUGAGCCAGAAUUCAGUUUGUCAGUCUAACGAAGACUUAGUCCAAUCCGAUCCCCACAAUUCAACAGCAUUACGAGUAAGUCAUACAGUCAGACGUGAGAUGGUUCACAGGCUGCGCCAGCACAUUAGAAGUAGGGAUGCAAUGAUCUAUGACAUGCAGACUCAACCUGCUGAACAGGACCAGAUGAUUUCCAUGCAUCGCAAUCAUUAUGUUGAACUCCAACAGUGCAUGGAGACGAUUAGCACCAAGCUAUAUGGAGCCAACCUGGAAGUUCAGAGAUUGCACCGAGAAUUGAUUGCACAGCGUGAUCAGCCAGUUUCGGUCUUGAGUGAAGAACGUGCUGAUGUUGUGAUUGGUGAUAUUAAAAGAAAAUGUUUGCAUCAUAAGGAUGUUGAAGGGAUUAUUUAUGAAGCUGGGAAGCUAAAUGAAGAGCUGGAGCGUCUGCAAAACGAAAAGGAGGCGAACGAUAGUUUGGCGCAAGCUAAGUCACAGCAGUGCGAGAUACUCUCUAAGAAAGUGUCAACUUUAGUGACUGAGCUGGAGGAGGUCAAGAGUGAAGUACUGGAAAAGCAACGUUUGCUAGAAGCGAAGGAACAAGAAAACCUGAAAUUAGCCAGUUUUCUUCAAGAACUUCAGCACAAGCUUGUGACAGAAACCAGGGAGAACGAUCGGGCGAGAGGAAGCACGCUCAGCAAACGGACAGAUGCCUGUAGUACGAAGUCGGGUCGGAAGUUGAAUCAAGAUAUUGAUCAGUCUCUCUUCCUUACUAACAACGAUGGAGUGUUGUCGACAUGUGUGGGGUUUGUUGAUGGUAACUCCCAUCAGGCCGGGAAGCUGAGAAGGUUGAACGGGUCCAUUCGUACCAGAAACGGACUCCAACAACGCAGUGAAUCGAGUGGUGCCAGAAAAGAAUCACUUUGUGUCCCUGAUUAUCCAACGAAGCAAUGUGAAGCUACUACUGACGAAGAUGUCACACUGAGUGAUCAUGAAAAUAGUGAGAGAAUUGAUGAAAGUGCAAUUCUCAAAUUUGAACAAGAAGUGGACCAACUCGCAGCUGCACUAGCUGUGACAUCGAAAGUGGUAUCGGAGAAGAUACAGGUUGCAAACAGAGUACUGGAGGAUUUCCAGAAAAGUGUUUGGAUAGAUUCUCAACCAAACCGGAGCUUGUCACAGAUUAGACUUCGGGAAAGGGAGGGGGCAGAACUGCCACUAGUCCUGUCAUGUUUGUUUGAGAACUUGUCAGCUGAACAGAGACAGGAACUGAGCCACAAGUUCAAGCAAGUUUCAAAGCCGAAAGAUAUAGAAAAGGAUAUGAAAGAGCUCGCUGAGCAUCAAGUCAAGCUUGCAGAACUUAAGUCUGUUGUGGCUAAGGCCACUCCCAGAGACAAUGCUAAAGAUACUGAGGAUGGUGCCUCCACACUAAAUAUUGAGCAGAAACUUGCUGUACAGGAUGAUAUAGUUCAAGAGACUUCUUUGAUUGUGCAGCAACUCUCGUCUUCAUUCCAACUACUAUCACCACAUAGUCCGCCUGUUCAGAACAAGCAGGAAAUAUGGAGAACGGUAAGGGAGACAUCAGGAUCCCCUGCCUCGAACAGCGUGUUUAAGAAGCGUGUUGCUGCAUUCGAAUCUCCAGACUUGGAUUCAAGUGAUUUUCCAGAUACGGUAAAUAGAAGGAACUCGCCACUAAUUUCGGAACGCCAAAACCCUGCCUCAGCUCUACGACACCUUACACCUAACAGCAGUUACGCAGAGAAACGGCUCUCUAGUCCCACCAGGCCACUCGAGAAGCCGUAUCAGUUCCAGCUUGGAGCUUUUGACGGACAAGUUUCUACUUCUAGAGGACGAAGAAGCGCCCCAGUUGGAGCUUCGAGAACCUCAUUCCGAAAAACUGCAAUGAAUUACGAAAAUACUGUGGGAUCAAAACGACAGUCGAAUUGUGUGGACGAACCAUCAGAGGAAAUCCAUCACAAAGCCAGCUUUAGACCAGACUCGGAAGCCACAUGUAGCUUUUCAUUCGGUGUUUCUUCAACAGACUGGCCCUUGGCUAAUCUGGACACUUCAGGAAUCUGCUAUCACUCAGAGAAUACAGAGUCCGGCGUGCAAAAACUUGAGGCUAUUGUUGAGAGAGCUCAAGCGUCUGACCAAGGCGACCGUAUGAGCAGUCCUGAACCUGAACCUCUAACCCACAUGUACAGUGAGCAACAUUUGUCUACGUCCAAUACUUCGGAGCCUAGUGUGAAUCCAACCUUUUUUAAAAGGUUCAGAUCCAGCAGUGGAUCUAGAACAUCUACUACUUUCAAUUGCAUGCAUUCUCUAGCUUACGAUGUCGACAGAUAUUCUCCAUCAAGCCAAGCUGGGAUUCCUCGGUCGUCUUGUGACAGUAAGUUCGAGGACGAGGAAGCAAGACCCAGAAAACCAUUUUACAGAUCAACUUCGUCACCUCUUGCAGCGUCAUCGAGUUCGUGCUUGGAUGGUAGCGCUACUGAGAUGAGGAGGCUUUUCAAAAAUACAGAAAGCGAGUGUGAAGAGACCUGUGGGUCAACUGAUGUAGACAAGGUGGAAAUUAAGAGGCCUACUGAAGAACACGUUUUUUCUGGCAGAUCUUACAACAGCAAUCCUGAUUGCUCUCCAAGGUCACGUAUGAGUUCUGCUACCCCAAGUCGGAGUCCUGUUGGAGUGUCACCUUUCGCGGCAAGGAUGGCGUAUUUGGAAGUGAGGUAGCCGGGCUCGCUAAUGAGUUUCUUUAAAAAAAAGAAAAGAAAAUUCGAGUUUCUUAGGAGGCGACUACUCUGAAGUCGACGAUGGCCAAGAUGACGAUCUGCAACAGGAGAGUUUUAGUCACUGGGGAGCCUGAAUUGCAGCUGAAGAGCCGCUUUUAUACAACAAGGUUCUGGAGUCAUUGUGUCACAGCGUCUCCAAUUUGGGUACACAAGACGGCGAGAGACCAAGUAGGGAAUUCGAGGAUUCAUCAGGUAGCUGCAAUCUAGAUGAACCUUUUGCAUUCUUGCCCAGCUUGCUCCAACGGCCAUGCUCCGCGAACCAACGUUCAUAGCAACAGAUAUUGUUUGAAUGUCGGAUGCUCGACUGCUGCAAAAGCGCUCAUUGAACCCUCGUACCGAAUUCUCCUCACCGAAUACCCAUACUGCAGUGCUGCAGGUGCCACUGAAAUAGUUUAUUCAAGGAAACUGUUGCAUAUUUUGCUCAUGGCCGUUUGUCUAUAAACCACAUUCGUUGCACUUAAGAUUUUGAUGUUCUUAGAGGCUUUUCUCCCAGUAUGCUUACAGCGAACUCCAUUGCUUCUAUGGCAUUGCUCGUCGAAAGCUGCAUCCUUCUUGCGUUUGUAAGAUGAAUCGUUUUGCUCACAUCUGAGUAUGUUCAGAAUCCGAACAAAGUAGUCACUUCUUUGUG